Coffea arabica (coffee) is the source of this 1468-nucleotide messenger RNA. Lineage: Eukaryota; Viridiplantae; Streptophyta; Magnoliopsida; Gentianales; Rubiaceae. The record is from RefSeq and is a predicted model, not a curated record.
GUAAAUGCAUUUUUUUGAGUAUAAAUACAUUAUAAGAAUAGAUUAAUUAUAGAUUAGAAGCUAAUUAUUCUAUGCAGUGUUAGGUGAAAUUUUCAGUUGUUUGGAUGGCUAGUGUGGUAUAUGGCAAUGGUGGGCAUAGAGGGAUGUUAUCCUUUCACUAUUCCUGUUCAUAUUCCAGGUUUGGAUUGCAGAAUUCUAGGACAGUGAAUUGCUUAUCUGAGGAUACAGGUGGUGCAGUAAGAUUAAGGUGGCAAGUACUGGAGCAAGUGGAUGAGGAGCUAAGCAAGGGGGAUGAGAGGGCUGCAUUGUCCUUGGUCAAGAAUUUACAAGGCAAACCUGGUGGUCUCCGGUGUUUCGAUGCUGCCCGGCAGGUACCUCAGAGGCUCUAUACCUUGGAUGAGCUAAAGUUGAAUGGGAUUGAAACUGCAUCCCUACUUUCACCAGUGGAUGCAACGCUAGGCUCUAUAGAAAGGAAUCUGCAGGUUGCUGCUCUUUUAGGAGGAGUUGCAGCAUGGAACGUGUUUGAUUUAAGCCCACAACAACUCCUAUUUUUCUCACUAGGAUUGUUGUUUUUCUGGACACUAGAUGGUGUCUCAUUCAAUGGAGGAGUCAGUGGCUUGCUUCUUGAUACCAUUGGUCACACCUUCAGCCAAAAGUAUCAUAGCAGGGUUAUUCAACAUGAAGCUGGGCAUUUCUUGACUGCCUACCUGCUAGGAAUUCUCCCAAGGGGGUACACACUGACCAGCUUGGAUGCUUUGAAUAAGGAAGGAUCACUCAAUGUUCAAGCAGGAACUGCAUUUGUGGAUUUCGAGUUUAAUGAAGAAGUAAAUUCAGGAAAAUUAUCAGCCACGAUGCUGAACAGGUUUUCAUGUAUUGCCCUUGCUGGUGUUGCAACAGAAUAUCUUCUCUUUGGUUAUGCUGAGGGAGGUCUUGCUGAUAUUGACAAGGUUUGCUUUAUUAAUCUGCUUCUUCAGUUUUCCCACUAAAUAUUACACUUAAAUACAAGCUGUAGGGAGCUGACUAUUGCUGUAAAUUGAUUAACUUUCCAGAAAAAUGAAGAUAAAGUAAGAGAACAUUGUAGGCAGCUUUUAAGUCAGAAUUUUUGUGGAAGAACAUAUUAUUGACUUCAUGCAAUAAUUACCUUUCCUUUUGAAAAGUGUAGAUGUGGCAAAAGGCUAAUAGGAAUGAUAUAACCUCAUGCUAUGUCAUAAUUUUCAGUAACAUGACGGUGAAUGUCAAGGACUUGGUCACUUCCAAGCAAUUAAGUUAAUGCACUGAAUCAUUAGAACUAUUUCCCCACUGUCAUUAUGAAUGCACUUCUUCGAGAUGAGUCGUAAUAUUUUGCUUUUCAUAGUGAUGAUCUCUGUGGUAUAUUUUUGAUUUAAUCUAAUAACCUAUAGAGCUUUCUUGGUGCAUGUCAACGGGAGAAUUCAUUUUCAAACCUUUUGUUCCUUUCCUUUUCAAUUCA